AUGUCGAAGCCAUUUAGUACGCUGCCCUCUACGGCGAGAGUAGAGCCUACCGCCUUCGAAGUCGCCAUCCCUAAGGGUCGGCUGACUGAGAUGGAGACUCUUAUUAGGCUGGCGAAGCUUGCCCCGCCUACAUAUGAGAACUCGCAAACGGAUUGUCGCUACGGGAUCACGACACACUGGCUGGUCACAAUGAGAGAGCUGUGGCUCCGCUCUUAUAAAUGGAAGACAUCCGAGGAUCGAAUCAAUAGUUUUCCUCAGUGGACGACGGAGAUUGAGGGGAUGACAAUUCACUUUGUUGGACUUUUCUCGGAAAAGAAGGACGCGAUUCCUAUUCUUUUAAUUCAUGGAUGGCCUGGAAGUUUCCUGGAGUUCCUCCCCAUCCUUGAGCUGUUCCAGAAAGAGUAUACACCGAGUACUUUGCCAUACCACCUGAUUGUUCCUUCACUACCGGGCUACACAUUUUCGUCUGGCCCUCCGCUAGAUAAGAACUUUUCUACUGCGGAUAUUUCUCGUAUCUUUGAUCAACUCAUGAAAGAUCUUGGCUUCGAAAGCGGUUAUGUGGCCCAGGGUGGUGACAUUGGGAGUCGAAUUGCCAGAUCCUUGGCAGUGGAUUAUGAAAGCUGCAAAGCCGUCCAUCUCAACGUAACAUUUAUGGGUCGCCCCGAUGGAAUGACUGAUGAUGCUCUAGAUUCCUAUGAAAGAGAAGGCAUCGAGCGAAUGAAUAAUUUCAGGACGAUGGGAAGUGGCUAUUCGACUGAGCAUGGCACUCGGCCCAGCACCAUCGGUCACGUUAUUUCAUCAAACCCUAUGGCCCUUCUGGCAUGGGUCGGCGAAAAGUUUCUCGAAUGGGUAGAUGAUCCAUUACCCCCGGAUCAUAUUCUUGAGUCAAUUACGCUUUACUGGCUUACCGAUACUUUCCCUCGGUCGAUCUAUACCUAUCGCCAGAACUUCCCACCUCCCCCAAUCCCAGUUACCAAUACUCCUCGAUGGUACAUCAAGAAGCCGCUCGGAUUCUCCUCCUUCCCUAUGGAGCUGGCUCGUCUUCCUCGCUCGUGGAUAGAGUCUACCGGAAAUUUAGUCUACUGGGGACAGCAUGACAAGGGCGGCCAUUUUGCAGCACUCGAGCAGCCCGAAGAAUUGAAGUCUGACCUGACCGAGUUUGUGCAAAAGGUGUGGCUAGGUAUCACUGGUGGUGAGUAA
Penicillium atrosanguineum is the source of this 1200-nucleotide messenger RNA. RefSeq names its product epoxide hydrolase family protein. Gene Ontology annotation, biological process: epoxide metabolic process. The coding region runs from base 1 to 1200 and encodes 399 amino acids. NCBI's taxonomy places the organism in Eukaryota, Fungi, Ascomycota, Eurotiomycetes, Eurotiales, Aspergillaceae. Gene Ontology annotation, molecular function: epoxide hydrolase activity. The record is from RefSeq and is a predicted model, not a curated record. The transcript has 8 exons.